Molecule: messenger RNA, 4210 nt
Organism: Neoarius graeffei (lesser salmon catfish)
Lineage: Eukaryota; Metazoa; Chordata; Actinopteri; Siluriformes; Ariidae
Gene: pex26
Product: peroxisomal biogenesis factor 26
Exons: 5
Coding region: 210-1139 (309 amino acids)
Biological process (GO): protein import into peroxisome matrix; protein import into peroxisome membrane
Cellular component (GO): peroxisome; peroxisomal membrane
Molecular function (GO): ATPase binding; protein-containing complex binding
Source: RefSeq, a predicted model, not a curated record
AUAGCUUUAUCGUAACAGUAAAAACAGUAGUACAAUCCUUGUCAUUGUAAAUUUAUAGUACACUAGAUAGGGUGUAAAAGCCAUGCUUUCCCAGUCGGUGUAGUGCACUUCUGUAGGGAACGAGUGUUCAUUGAGGAUGAAGUCCACGCAGAAGUUGUUAGUAAAUAUUCGCUUUCACGCCUGAUGAGCCAGUUCCUGAACCGGAAGUGAUGAUGUUUGGGAAUGAAUCCGCCAUGCAGAGUGGUUGUUCAGCUUCAGCUGGCUGUAGCAGUCCCGCCGUGGGUCCCUCACUGACCCACGGCUCCGGGCUGCUGGACUCCGCCACUGAACUCUUCAUCAUCCGGAGUGAUUUCCGCUCGGCUCUGACCGCCUGUGAGAAAGGACUGGAGAGGUUAACCCGGGCUGAUGAGCAGGAACAGAGCAGUGCCAGGUACGGAGAAUUGAAAGCAGCGCUCUGCAUUGUUGGGAUUCAAGCUCUGGCCGAGUUAAACCAGUGGCAUGAUGUCCUGACCUGGGUUUUGCAGCAUUAUGGUGAAACGGAGCAAAUUCCAGCCAAGAUCAUGCAGAUGUGCAUUCUUCUCUACACCAAGGUGUCGGAGCAGGCAGAGGUGCAGGAGGCAGUGCAGACCUGGCUGCACUGCUCCUCUAACUCGAGCCUGCCGGGUUACAGCAGCGUGGCUGAGCUCUACACCCUGCACGUUCUCCUGCCACUAGGCCAAACCGCAGAGGCCAAGCAGCUGCUGAUGGGUGACGUGGGGCAGGUAGCCUUUACCGAGGAGCAGAGACAAACUGCACUUGCAAUACUAAAGGAUCAUGAUGCUAAAAAAACGAACCGUUCAGAUCCAAGCCCUGAACCUGUCCCUGUGGAAGCAGAAAAAAAGAUUACACUUCAAGGGUCAGUGGUCCGGAAGUUGAAUGCUGUAAUGAGGUUGUUGUACAGAGGACUCUCUUUGGCGGGUGUCACUGCCUGGUCACGCUUUAUUCACAGAACCGCUGUUCUGUUAUUCCUGCUCUAUCUUCUGCUCGUCCGUAUGGACCCGGCUUUGCCCUCAGCUUAUCCAUGGAUCCUCCAGCUGUACAGACUCUGGCAGCAGAUGUGGAAUGCCAUGUUUGGACCCUACUACAGAGCUUCUUCAUGAAAAAUUUGUUUGUGCACAAUAAGCUGUAGAAAAACAUGAUGAUGAUGCAAACACUGCAGUCAUGAUGAAUACAAUGUGAUGUAUGUGAUUUGAUAAGAUCCAUUAUCCGUAGCCGCUCAUCCUGUACAGGGUCGCGGGCAAGCUGGAGCCUAUCCUUGCUGACUAUGGGCGAGAGGCGUGGUACACCCUGGACAAGUCACCAGAUCAUCACAGGGCUGCCACAUAGUGUGUGAAUGGCUGGUUGUCUCUGUGUGUCAGCCCUACGAUUGAUAAGAUAAACUUUAUUCAUCCCUCGUUGGGAAAAUUGACGUGUUUCAGCAGCUCACAGAUAGAAAAGAGUCAGGAAUAAAGAGUGCAAUUAAAGUAUAUUAAAAAAAAACUACAGUGGAUAUAAAGUGUACACACCCUGUUAAAAUGAUGUAGGAGUCUAUCAGGCUGCCACAUCUUAACUUGACAAUAUUUGCCCACUCUUCCUUGCAAAAGUGCUCCAAAUCUGUCAGAUUGCGAGGGCAUCUCUUGUGCACGGCCCUCUUCAGGUCACCCCACAGAUUUUCAAUUGGAUUUAGGUCUGGGCUCUGGCUGGGCCGUUCCAAAACUUUUUUGGUGUCAUUGUCAUGCUUAAAGAUUAAAUUGCUCUUCAUCUUCAGCUUUCUAGCAGACACCUGAAGGUUUUGGGCCAAAAUUGACUGGUGUUUAGAACUGUUCAUAAUUCCCUCCACCUUGACUAAAGCUCCUGUUCCAACUGAAGAAAAACAACCCCAAAACAUGAUGCUGCCGCCAGCAUGCUUCACCGUGGGUAUGGGGUUCUUUUGGUGAUGCGCAGUGUUGUUUUUGUGCCAAACAUACCUUUUGGAAUUGCGGCCAAAAAGUUCAACCUUGGUUUCAUCAGACCAUAACACAUUUUCCCACAUGCUUUUGGGAGUUGAUGUAGUUGGGCCUGGAUGUUUUUCUUUGACCCUACCUCACAGUCCAGACAUGUGGAGAACAUGGGAGAUUGUCACAUAUAGUACACCACCAGUACUUGCCAGAAAUUCCUGUAGCUCCUUCAGUGUUGCUGUAGGCCUCUUGGCAGCCUCCCUGACCAGUUUUCAUUGUCUUUUCAUCAAUUUUGGAGGGACGUCCAGUUCUCGGUAAUGUCACUGUUGUCCCAUAUCUUCUCCACUUCUUGAUGACCGUCUUCACUGUGCUCCAUGGUAUAUCUAAUGCUGUGGAAAUUUUUUUGUACCCUUCUCCUGACUGAUACCUUUCAACAAUGGGAUCCCUUUGACGCUUUGUAAGCUCUCUGUGAACCCUGGCUUUUGCUGGAGGAUGCAACGGAGUAAAUGUCUGAACUUUUGUUUGGGGUUAAUCAGUGUCAUUUUAAUUGAUGGCAGGUGUGAACCCAAAAAGACCGAAUGCUGUAAUUAAAUGAAAAGGUGCUUCAACAAAGUAUUAGUUUAAGGGUGUUCACACUUGUGCAACCAGCUUAUUGUACAUUUUUUUUUAAUUUUUCCCCUUAACAGAUUUGUUUUUCAGUUGAAUUGUACAGGUUAUAGGUCACAUUAAAGGUGGGAAAUGUUUUGAAAUUAUUUAUCGUGAUCUGUUAGGUUUUUCUGAUGUAAAAAAAAAUCAUUUUAACGAGGUGUGCACACUUUUUUUUUUAUAUCCACUGUAUAUAAAAAAAAUUGUGUGUAAAAGUAAAAACAUGGGCCAUGUACGUAAUGUACACAACAAAAUAAGAAUGGAACUUAGUAUUACUUCACAUGCAGUAGAAAUAUUGCACUCAUAAAUACUGGUUACUGAAAUAGAAAUAUUACACCAGGUAGUGAAUGUUUUUGCACAGCAUAACAUAAUAAGGAUGGAAUGUGUGUGUGAAGUGACCAGAGAAACACAAGCGAUGAACAUAAUUGUACACGCCAGUUAUGAGCGUGAGACUUAAAUAAGAAAAUAUUUGCAAAUGAAAAGGUUAUACUAAAUAGUAACAUUAUUACACAGCGUAAGGAGGUGAUGGCAAUGAGAUGCGAAUAAAGUGACCAAAAGUAUUGGGACUGCACAGAAUGGCUCUUGAAACGUCACUCAUUUAAUGAUGGAUGUUCUUACAAGUGUUUGUCGCGCAUACACACUCGGGACAAAAAGCUAGCCUUUUCCUGUCACUGGUGUGCUACACUUAAGGUCAGGUUGUUUAAGUAGAUCUACCUGGAAAGCAUGUCAUCCAUCAUUCUACAGGCUAAUUUAAGGUGGUUCUUCAGGUGCAAAUUAAAACUAAAACAUUAUUAAAGAUAUGUGACAUUCCCGUUGCCAUGGAGAAACGAAACCGGAAAUUAACGGUACACAUGAUGUCCCCCAGUCACAAGGAAAGGCAUUCAGUACCCUUUUUCCUGAGAAUGGACACUAAGUGAAGUUUGUUGCUCGCUACUAUAUUGCUCUCGAGGUUUUACCUUAUUUAUGAUUUAGGAUGUUGAACAUCUAUUACUGAAUAAAAUGAUGUGAGCUGUGUGAGUUUACACAUCGUGUAUGUCAGCAUAAGUUCAACUGGGAUGUAUAAGACAGUACAAAUUCACACAACAUCUGGAUGACCUCUCAUUACUGUAUGUCAGGAAUAUGGUGUGGAUGUAAACAGUCUACACACCCCUCUUAAAAUUACAGGUUUUUGUAACAUUCAAAAAUAAAUCAUGGCAGAUAUUUUUUGUCAAUUCUAAUAUGAAAGAAAACCAAAUUCAAGUGAAAAACAAAUACAACCCCAAUUCCAAAAAAGUUGGGGCACUGUGUAAAACAUGAAUAAAAACUGAAUGUGAAGAUUUGCAAAUCAUGGAAACCCUAUACGUAUUUAAUUGAAAAUAGUACAAAGACAACAUAUCAAAUGUUGAAACUGAGGCACGUUAUUGUUUUUUGAAAAAUAUAUACUCAUUUUGAAUUUGAUAUCAGCAACACGUUUCAAAAAUGUUGGGACAGGGGCGUGUUUACCACUGUAUUGCAUCACCUCUACUUUUAUCAACACUGUAAAUGUUUGGGAACUGAGGAGACCUAUUGCUGUAGUCUUGAGAGAGAAAUGUCAUCCCAUUCUUGCCUGAUAUAAAAUUUCAGUUGCUCAA